AUGCCGAUGCACAUGCAAUCAGUGGACCCCUGUCAACGUAAUUCAUUAUGUAUUAUUUCUCGAAGUAAAAGUCAGGAUUUGGUGGAUGACCCAAGCACGGGUUAUAUGCUUUCCGGAGAAGUCAGUGAAAGCGCAUCCUCCUCAUCUGCGACGUACUAUGGGAGUUGUUUAAACAUGAAUUCGGACGUGGCUGAACGUAUCACUUCCCUUUUGUCCUCUUUACGGUUGACUUCACUUCAUAACAAUAUUCCACAGGACGGAGAAGAUGAGCGUUUGAAGAAAAUCCAUCGACAGUUGGAAUGGUUGAUAAGUGAAGAAUCCGAUGACCAUAGGCGACGGCGACUUCGAAACAUAUUGCCAGCAGCUAACUGUGUGAGGGAGCAGGUUUUUGCUCUGCGACGCUAUCUGCAUGAUCAUAACACUGCUUCAAGUGCAAAUUAUGCAACAUAUAUACAUGGUGCAUUAACAGCUAUCAUGAAGGAAUCAUUUGAGGAAGAAUAUCGUAAAUUAGCUACCGUAGUUGGUGUCCUGGAUGCAGUUGCGGAGCUGUUGAUAUUUGAAGUAGAUGCUUUUGAUAUUGAUUGUCCAGUGGAGAAUCGUACGAUUAGGAAGCUGAUAGCGAGCACAUUAACUAAUUUAACAUUUGGAAAUACGCAAAGCAAACGCCGUCUGUGUUCGCAUCCGAAUCUCAUAGAAUAUACUAUUAGAAUUAUAGACGAUUCCCAUGGUCUCGCUCAGAUUUAUGCUGGUUUAUUACGAAAUUUGUCUUGGAUGGCAGAUGCACAAAUGAGUACAACAUUAGCUCCAUCAGUUCCGGCUCUUGUGAGAGCAUCGCUACGUGCAUACCGCACAGCCGAAUCGAAAUGUCUAUGCGCUACACUUUCUGCACUGUGGAAUUUAGCAUCACAUUCACGAGACAAUAAAAAAGCUCUUUGCGAAGAACCAGGCUUUUUAGAAAUGCUAAUUGAAUUGUCAACAAAUGACGCACAGCAUACGGCACUGGUUGAACCGGCGACUGGUGUUUUAAAGUACGCAUCAAUGUACUUAGCCGUUGUAGGAGCAGACCAGUAUUUAUCCACAAGUGCCAUUCAUAUGAUGAUGCUUCGUCUUAUCGACUUGUUGAAUAGUCCAUCGUUCACCGUGAUAGGAAAUGCUUUAGGGAUACUGUCACAGUUGCUUGCCAAAGGAAAUCAGUUGCGGUCUCAUAUUUUAUUGAAUCAUAAGGCCAUGUUAUUGUUGAAUCAUCUUCGAAAUUCUACACGCGACGAUAUUCGUAAUCCUGUUAAAACCGUGUUGAAUUAUUUGAAUUCGUUCGAUGUUUCUGAGGUUUAUGUGGCCACGUCACCUCACCCUUCAACGCAUGGUACACCGCCACUUAGUUAUCGUUUCGACGGUAUGUCAUCAUCGUAUGAUGGUACAGCUUCAGUUGCUCCAUCUUACAUAGAUUCAACACGGCUAUUAAAAUAUCGUUCACCUCAUUCUUACACAGCAAGUAUACUGGCGGGAAAGAUGAGCAGUACAUUGAACAGUGAAUAUUUCCCUUAUUCGUCCCCAUCAUGUGCUUCCAUUAUGCAGCAGGGAUUUGCCCCACGUCCGGGUGAUCGUUCACAUCACCAAGAACAGCCUGCAUCUCUUCCGCGGCAGUUUUUCCAGAAAAGUAAAAUAUCGAAUGCGUCGUCUGUUGGAGAUGAUAGUAUGUAUCUUAAGCAAACGCAGCCUGCCGCACGGUUUUCCCCGUCACAUCCUAUUCAUCCAGAGCAAAAGGAUAUGAGUACUUCGACAAUGAUAACAAGCGGCUUUGCUAUUGAAACUUCACAAGGUCCUAAUCUGAGUAAUGGUGUAAACGGUGAUGAUGAUGGAUUGAAAGUCUUAAACAGACCUGAUGACCCAUCUUUCGAAGUGGAAGAUAGUGUACGAUGUACACGUUGUACGAGCACGCAGUCGCUCUCAUCAUUAUUUCCGGGUGAAAGAAGCACAUGGAACAGUUGUAACAAUUCGGCAGCUGACAGUAAUCGUCUUUCUCCAGUUAGCGCUACUGAAAUUCCUGAUUCUCCCACUCAGUAUUCACGAUUAACUGAUUUAACAACACUUUCUGCACGAGAUUUUAAUAUAAUUACAAGUACUGAAAAAAAUGAAACACGAGAUAAAGUAAGCACAUCAAAGGAAGUGCUACUUGGAGAUCCUGAGUUAAAGGUGGUAAAAUCAAGUAAUGGAGGAAGUGGUCCUAUCAGUAAAGACGAUAGAAAUACAAAAGGGAUCACGGAGCAAGGGAAUUCAUUAGAUGAUGAUUAUGGGAGUUUCAUGGGUCGUGCUGAUUCUGAGCUUCUAAAUCAGUCAAUCGAAUCUGCGAUGCCGAAGAGAGUGGAAAUCAACGAGGAAUUCCUAGCAGAUAUGAUCGAACAGGCACAACCAAAGCCAUCCCCUUUGAAACAACAUGAAAUUUGUGGAGGACGUAAUUUUUCAAGAGCUUCUACAGCUAGAGCAUCGAGUGUGAAAAUAGAAAACGACGAUUUCUUGCUGCAGAGCAUUGCCAGCGUACUACCGCAGAGUUCCAACUCCACACAUGAUAUGUCAAGCAUAGGUUCGCCGCCAAAAAAAGCGAGGGCCAUGACGGGCGAUACCGCACGCACGUCAGGUGGCCCUAAACGUGUUUCGCAUGCGGUUCUUUCAAAUUCGCACAGUCGUCUUAUGCAUAGUUGUUCCGUUCUACGUACGAGGGAAUUGAGGCCGAACGGUGUAAAUCUAAAAACAAUGUUCGGAAACAAAAUCACUGGAUCAAAUUCUGCUGCACUAUUUGAUGCAGCGCUACGGAGUUCUUUUGUAGAAAGUCCGAAAACCACAGAAAAAGUUCGAGAUGCUUCGGAUGCUUCGUUGUUGGUUCACCAAGGUACUAACGAGGAGAGCGACACACUAAGCGAAGACAACUACAGUCCUUUAAUGGAUAAUGAUCUGGCUGUUGAUAAAAGUAUGCCGCAAGAUAUUGAUGAGGAAUCGCAGACGGAACAGCUCAUAAUAGAUUGUGGCGUCGUGUCAAGAACCGUCAGGCAAACUGUUGUAAAGCCGGUGCAGAAAGCGAGUCAUGCACAAGUUAGCACGUCGAGUCGUUUUGGAUUGGCUCAGAAAAAUAUGGAAAAGCGAUUAUCACGACAAGAAAUUUUUACACUUCCAGCACCGCUCAGCAACUGUAACUCACGAAACAGCUCUCCGUGUAAUCCGAUUUUAACAUCGGCACCAACUUCUUUUAAAUCAAUGACUAAGUUCCCUGUAAAAACACCGAAGCAUAAUGCUCCUAUUUCAAAAUCAACGCAAGAGGAAGUUUUCAUUUCGAACACAGUCACUUCGAGGAUUCGGAAUUCUUGUGUCGCUGCUGCAAAAUCGUCAGAGGACUGUAAAGAUUGGAGUCCACAUCAUGCACGUUUAUGGUUAGGACCUACAGGAUCUAAACAGUCUGUCUUAACCAGAGCUAGACCUAUUGCAACACCUUGUUCAUCAAGUUCAAAAAUUAACGUACCACGACCCUCAACUUGUCGACAUCGAGCAGCUACUUCGGACACUUCCAAAAUUCCCCAAAAUUGUGCCAGUUCGAUUUAUGAAACAAUCGAGCCUCAGGCUGUUCUUAUUCAAGAAUUAGCUAAAAGUCAAUCCGCUAAAAUAUUGCCAUUAAGUCAUAAAAAUGUGAACGAGAAGGUUGCUGCUAUUACUGCUAUGCUUGAAAAUGAUAGCAAGAGAGAUACUGUUGUAACUGAGACCGGAAAUGGCAGUGAAACGCAGUGUAACGAUCACUCAACAUCUGAAAGGAAAAAAACUAUCAAACAGAUGCUCGUUACUACCGUUUAAAAUCAAAAUUUCCGCUUUUUUUGAAUCACCUUGGUUUUUUAAAAAAUUAGUACCUUUAGAGUAAUUGUUAAAUUUUUUUAUUUUCUGAAGGCCUGGUUUUAAUGGUCUUCCUGCCUUAGUAGCGGAAAUUGUGCCGGUAGUUUUUUGUGAAAG
Molecule: messenger RNA, 3990 nt
Organism: Loa loa (African eye worm)
Lineage: Eukaryota; Metazoa; Nematoda; Chromadorea; Rhabditida; Onchocercidae
Exons: 19
Coding region: 1-3837 (1278 amino acids)
Biological process (GO): cell fate specification; nervous system development; positive regulation of protein catabolic process
Cellular component (GO): beta-catenin destruction complex; catenin complex; cytoplasmic microtubule
Molecular function (GO): beta-catenin binding; gamma-catenin binding; microtubule binding
Source: RefSeq, a predicted model, not a curated record